AUGGUGAGUUUUGUGAGGUUUAAUCCAAAGAAUAUUUCUACAAAUUUACAAAAAAUCACAAGAUUGAAUCCAGAUUUAACAGAAGAAUUACUUUCCUCGGUGGAUGUUCCAUUAAGUAUUUCUAGAGACGAAGAAGAUGGAAGAAAAUUCUUGAUUUGUGAUUAUAAUAGAGAUUUAGAUUCUUAUAGAUCACCAUGGUCAAAUAAAUAUUAUCCCAAAUUAGAUGAUGAAGAUGAAAGUCCAUUCCCAUCUGAUAAAUUAAGACAAUUAGAAAUCUAUGCAAAUGAUUCAUUUGAUGUUUAUAGAGAUUUAUAUUAUGAAGGUGGUGUUUCAAGUGUUUAUUUUUGGGAUCAAGAAGAUGAAGAAGAUUCAACAAAUGAUUCAAAUUUCGCAGGUGUUGUAUUAUUGAAAAAAUCUACUGAUAAUGAACAAGGUUCAUGGGAUUCAAUUCAUGUUUUGGAAGUACUUGUUCAAGGUUCCUCGAAGGCUACAUAUAAAUUAACUUCCACAAUUAUAUUAGAUUUAUCAAAUGAUCCAAAAUCAACUUCAUUAUCUGGUAAUCUAAUUAGACAAACCGAGAAAACUUUACCAAUAACAGAUGAUCAAUCUCAUAUAGUUAACAUAGGUACUCUUGUUGAAGAAAUUGAAUCUAAAUUAAGAAACUUGUUACAAGAAGUUUAUUUUGGUAAAACUCGUGAUAUUGUUGGUGAUAUUAGAUCUUUACAAGGUAUAUCUUCAAGUGAGAAUGAUAAGCUAAAACACUCGGAAUUGGUCAAGGGGUUACAGGGGAUUUAA
Molecule: messenger RNA, 795 nt
Organism: Hansenula ciferrii
Lineage: Eukaryota; Fungi; Ascomycota; Saccharomycetes; Phaffomycetales; Wickerhamomycetaceae
Gene: CAP2
Product: F-actin-capping protein subunit beta
Exons: 2
Coding region: 1-795 (264 amino acids)
Biological process (GO): barbed-end actin filament capping; actin cytoskeleton organization; cell morphogenesis
Cellular component (GO): F-actin capping protein complex; cytoplasm; actin cortical patch
Molecular function (GO): actin filament binding
Source: RefSeq, a predicted model, not a curated record